Rhizoctonia solani is the source of this 1353-nucleotide messenger RNA. RefSeq names its product oxidoreductase yteT. NCBI's taxonomy places the organism in Eukaryota, Fungi, Basidiomycota, Agaricomycetes, Cantharellales, Ceratobasidiaceae. The transcript is spliced from 7 exons. Gene Ontology annotation, molecular function: nucleotide binding. The coding region runs from base 1 to 1353 and encodes 450 amino acids. The record is from RefSeq and is a predicted model, not a curated record.
AUGUCGAAUUUAGACGAAACUUCUAGACCUCUCGGUGGUCGCGUCGCAUUGGUAGGCACCGGCUCUCGCGCUGCGAUGUUUGUGCGCGGCAUUGUAUCCCGGCCGCAUUCCCAAGUUGUAGCCAUAUGCGAGCCAAAUUCGGUGCGCGCCAACUAUUACAACGAGCUGUUGGUACAGCUUGGCGCCCCGAAAGUACCUAUUUAUACUCCUGAUCGUUUUAAAGAGAUGUUAUCGAAAGAAGGGGUAGAAACUCUCGUGGUCACUUGUGUGGACGCGUUGCAUGAUGUAUAUAUCGUUCCCGCAUUGGAGGCUGGGGUCCGUGUUCUCACCGAGAAGCCGAUGACAACUGAUGUAGACAAGUGCCGGAGAAUCCUCGAGACUGUCCAACGCACGGGCCAGCACUUGACAGUAACAUUCAACUAUCGGUACAACCCGGUCCACGAACUCGUGAAGCGGACUAUUGCCGAGGGGAAGAUAGGAAAAGUCCUUUCGGUACACUUUGAAUGGCUUCUGGAUACUGUUCAUGGAGCCGAUUACUUUAGACGAUGGCACCGACAAAAGACCAACUCCGGGGGUUUGAUGGUUCACAAGUCAGGACAUCACUUUGAUCUCGUAAAUUGGUGGAUUGAUGCCCACCCCGUGACUGUUGCUGGGAUGGGAAGAUUAGCUUUCUAUGGCGACAAGGCCGGAAAGGAGCAUGGUUGGGCAAAGGACUAUGUACGAGCACGAGGAGAAUCGGCAGCGAAGGAUGACCCCUUUGCCAUCAUCCUGGAAGAUGACGAAACAUUGAAGAAGAUUUAUGCCGACGCUGAGGGGGAAGAUGGAUAUCAUCGUGAUCAGAAUGUGUUCGCCCCAGGUAUUGGCAUUGAAGAUGAUAUGGCCGUAUUGGUGCAGUAUAAUACAGGUGCCACACUAUCAUAUCAUCUGACCGCGUACUCGCCCUGGGAGGGGUAUCGAGUCAUGUUUAAUGGCUCGCAUGGCCGCUUGGAACUCGAGGUUGUCGAAUCCACCCACCGCACAGCUUCCGAUCCUUUAACCACCGGCGGGCAAAUCCAUGGCACCGCCGCUCUACCUAACCCGGGCCACGCGAGCGUCAAAGUGCAGCGCCUCUGGGAGCCAGCUCAAGUAAUUCCUGUUGAAUAUGAACACGGGGAUCACGGAGGAGGCGACAAGCGCAUGCUCAAUGUCUUGUUUGGACCUUUGCCGGGCGAGACUUUCGACACUGGAGACGCCUCGAAACAGUCAGCAGACGAGAGGGAUGGGACGUACGCACUUGCAGUUGGGCUCAUGGCCAAUGAGAGCUUCAAAACCGGGAAGUUUGUCACAUUCGAGAGCCUGGGGCUGGGUAUUUGA